This is a messenger RNA of Lolium rigidum, 949 nucleotides long. RefSeq names its product trigger factor-like. The record is from RefSeq and is a predicted model, not a curated record. Bases 75 to 725 code for a protein of 216 amino acids. Gene Ontology annotation, biological process: protein transport; 'de novo' cotranslational protein folding; protein unfolding. Gene Ontology annotation, molecular function: ribosome binding; protein folding chaperone; peptidyl-prolyl cis-trans isomerase activity. Lineage: Eukaryota; Viridiplantae; Streptophyta; Magnoliopsida; Poales; Poaceae. The transcript is spliced from 8 exons.
AACUACCUCCUCCAGUCCGCCGCCUGGGGUUUCUUGCUCGGAAGCAGAAGCUCUCCCUCUUGGACUGGAUAGCAAUGGAGUUAUCCAUUUCCAUGGCAGGCUCUGCUGCGGCCAUGAGCCUCGUGAACCCCAAGAUGAUCAAUCACAAAUGCGCCAUUGGGCUUCGGCCACCGGUUCAGUUUCUGCAUGAAGUGCCAUCUUCCGCUUGUUCGAUGAUGUUCAACUCACAAUGCCUAAAACGAAUCAACCAUAAAGUUUGCAGAGCGCUUCAGGCAGUAGCUCCAGUACAAUGUACGGAAAAUCCCACGGAAGCGCCGGCAGUCUUUACAGAUUUCCAUGUUUCUGUGCUUACUGAAGAAGAUGGAGCGAUAAAGACACAGAUACGAGUAACUGUUAGCAGUAAAAUGACUGAUUCUAUCUUCGAGAAAGUCUUCUCAAAGCAUGUUGCCGCAGCACAGCCACUUCCAGGAUUUCGACGAAUGAAAGGAGGGAAAACACCAGAUGUACCAAAAGAAGUCGCUCUACACUUGAUCGGACCAUCAAAAGUGAAGAAGGCAGCCAUCAAGAAAAUCAUUAACCAUGCAGUGGCUGAGUAUGUUGAAAAGGAAAAACUCGACACAUCGAAGAACCUGAAGGUUCUGCAGAGCUACGAGGAGCUCGAGGCAGCGUUCGAACCCGGAAAAGAGUUCUGCUUCGACGCGGCUGUCCAUCUGGCAGGAAACUGACGCAGUGAAGGCAGUUCUAUGAUGACAUUAGAAAGAUGAACUUUGCAGGGAAGGAAACUCCUUGGCAGCUUCCCCUUGACCUUGAGCUUCCUAAUGGGUUGUUUUAUGACAUUAGAUAUUGUGCAUGGACUCUGCUAGUCUGCCACACUAAUGGAUUAUAUAUGACUGUUUGCUUGAAUUUUUCACCGAAUGAAGGGGAAAAGCAAUCCUCAUCGUUAUAUUUU